Salvia hispanica is the source of this 1061-nucleotide messenger RNA. Its product is annotated as protein VASCULATURE COMPLEXITY AND CONNECTIVITY-like. The record is from RefSeq and is a predicted model, not a curated record. NCBI's taxonomy places the organism in Eukaryota, Viridiplantae, Streptophyta, Magnoliopsida, Lamiales, Lamiaceae.
CAUGUUUCGUCACCAUCUCCAACAACAAAAAAACACUUGAAACUUGAAAUCAUCUCUCUCUCUCUCUCUCUCUAGAAGAAUCUCCGUUUGCACAGAGUUCCUCAAAUCCUUACUUUUUGACAUGCAUCCUUUACUGUCACACUUCUACUCAACGCUAUAAGUAAAAGAUUCUUUUUUGAAGAGUUUCAAAAAGAGAAAGAAACGAAGGAAUGGAGCGACGGGUGAUUAUAGUGUGCUGUGUUGUGGGGUUUCUUGGGCUAUUAUCUGCUGCCACAGGCUUUGCCGCAGAGGCUAAGAGGGUUAAGGGUAGCCAAGUCACAUUUCCAUCCCCUUCUUUUUGUGUAUAUCCGAGGAGUCCUGCACUAGUCCUCGGGUUAACUGCAGCUGUUUCUCUCAUGAUUGCUCAAAUUAUCAUCAAUGUUGCAACUGGAUGCAUGUGUUGUAGGAAAGGCUCUCAUCAAUCUAGCUCUAGAUGGAGUAUAGCACUCGUGUGCUUUGUUGUCUCUUGGUUCACCUUCGUCAUCGCAUUCCUUCUAUUACUCACCGGUGCGGCUCUCAAUGAUCAGCAUGGCGAGGAGAACUUAUACUUCGGCAGUUACUACUGUUAUGUUGUGAAACCAGGCGUUUUUGCUGGAGCUGCGAUCCUGUCGCUCGCCAGUGUGACUCUAGGGAUCUUCUACUACCUCACCUUAACCUCCGGUAAGGAGGGUAACGAGGCGUGGGGCUCACAUGUUCCUCCCAGUCGAGGCGCGAUCGCCAUGGGACAACCUCAAUUCCCUCCACACAACACGGAGGCCCCGCCCGUCUUCGUGCACGAGGACACGUACAUGAGGCGGCAGUUCACGUAGCCGGCAUGGCUCUUGAGCUCGGGAUAGACGGCUAUGUGGUUGAGGGUUCUUGUAGGAGAAAGAAAGAAACAAGAGGGGCUGUAAGAAGUGUCUUGACUGUGAUUACCUUUUCCUUUUUCAUUUCAUUUCUUACUCGAGGGAGUCUGUUAUCACCUGUUGAUAAUGAAUACAAGUAGUUAUGUUUGUUUAUUAAUUUCAAGAUUGCUUCUAGAA